Molecule: messenger RNA, 3631 nt
Organism: Vespula pensylvanica (western yellowjacket)
Lineage: Eukaryota; Metazoa; Arthropoda; Insecta; Hymenoptera; Vespidae
Gene: Madm
Product: nuclear receptor-binding protein homolog
Exons: 11
Coding region: 195-2006 (603 amino acids)
Biological process (GO): intracellular signal transduction; endoplasmic reticulum to Golgi vesicle-mediated transport; protein phosphorylation
Cellular component (GO): endomembrane system; cytoplasm
Molecular function (GO): protein serine/threonine kinase activity; ATP binding
Source: RefSeq, a predicted model, not a curated record
ACGACGACGACGACGACGACGACGACGACGACGACGACGACGACGACGAAGACGAAGACGAGGACGACGACGACGACGACGACGACCUCGACUAGGCCUACAAAUCUUUAAGACUGAAGAUUCCUCAAACUACCAAUGAGUUUGGCCGUGUUGCGCUGUGUUCGGUCCUACUCCUUUUACUAAUUGCGUGUGUGAUGCCCGGGAGUCGCUCCAGCACGGACCCAGAUCAUAAGUCACCGCGAGAAAGUGGUGAGGACUCCGAGGAUGAAAGCGAGAUCCUGGAAGAGAGCCCCUGUGGGCGGUGGCUCAAACGCAGGGAGGAGGUAUAUGUAGGUUCUAAACCAACAUCAGCCGAAGGAACUAGCUUUGGUACAACCAGAGGUAGUGAAAACGAAACAACUGAAAUGGAGGUAGAGCAACAAGAUGUUCCAGGAAUUGACUGUGCUUAUUUAGCAAUGGAUACAGAGGAAGGUGUAGAAGUUGUAUGGAAUGAGGUACAAUUUUCAGAAAGGAAAAACUUUAAAGCACAAGAAGAAAAGAUACAACUUGUUUUUGAGAAUCUCACACAAUUGGAGCAUCCUAAUAUUGUCAAAUUUCAUAGGUACUGGACGGAUACCCACAAUGACAAACCACGAGUUAUAUUUAUAACAGAAUAUAUGUCAUCUGGAUCCUUGAAACAGUUCCUAAAACGAACCAAACGUAAUGUAAAAAAAUUGCCUCUUCAAGCAUGGAAACGGUGGUGUACGCAAAUACUUUCUGCAUUAAGUUAUCUGCAUUCCUGUUCUCCUCCUAUUAUUCAUGGGAAUCUUACAUGCGAUACUAUAUUUAUUCAACAUAAUGGACUUGUAAAAAUUGGCUCAGUGGCACCUGAUGCAAUUCAUCAUCAUGUCAAGACUUGUAGAGCUAAUAUGAAAAAUAUGCAUUUUGUUGCUCCUGAAUAUGGAAAUUCUGUGACACCCGCUAUUGAUAUCUACUCUUUCGGAAUGUGCGCAUUAGAAAUGGCAGCACUUGAAAUUCAAGGGAAUGGCGAUAGCGGAACAAUUGUUACUGACGAAAACAUCAGGAAAACAAUCGAAUCUUUAGAUGAUAGUCAACAGAAAGAUUUUAUACGCAAGUGUCUCGAAGUGGAUCCUCUGUGUAGGCCAAGUGCUAGAGAACUACUGUUCCAUCCGGUUUUGUUUGAAGUACAUUCUCUAAAACUUCUUGCGGCACAUGCCUUGGUCAACUCGGCCACAAACAUUUCCGAAACGAUAACGGAUGAAGUUUUGCAAAGGCUGUAUGGUCCAGAUACGGUAGUCGCAGAAAUAAAAUACCAAGGUCGAUCGGUACAACAAAUUCGCUUAAGUGACAUACCUGUUACAGAAAAGUUAGAAAAAUUUGUUGAAGAUGUAAAAUAUGGAAUAUAUCCCUUAACCGCAUUUAUGGCAAAAUUGCCUCCACCUGCUCGACCUAGAGCUAUAUCUCCAGAGGUAACAGAAUCUGUUAAAUCUGUAACACCGGAACCAGUUGAUGUGGAAUCACGAAGGGUAGUUAAUAUGAUGUGUAAUGUUAAACCUAGAGAAGAAAGUUGUGAAUUACUUAUGACAAUAUUGUUACGAAUGGAUGAUAAAAUGAAUAGGCAGCUGACGUGCCCUGUGACUCAAUCAGAUACUUCAUUGAUUCUUGCACAGGAACUUGUACACUUUGGAUUUAUUAACGAAAAUGAUCGCGAUAAAAUAGCCAAUUUAAUUGAAGAAGCAUUGAGAAGUUGUUUCAAUAAGCAAAUGAUGAUGCCAGGGAUGGUGUCGUUAACCAAUCUUCCUACACAGACUACUUUGUUGCUGCCUGGUCCAGAAUUUUCCUGUUUACAGCACUUUGAUAACUCUGUGUGCAAUGCUGCGACAUCCAACAGUGAUAAUGCAAUUAAUUUGCUGCCAAAAAUCUCAGGUCUCUCUGUGUCAAGUAAUAAAACGAAUAAAAGUCACGAUGAAGUAGAACCACCAACGAUUACCGAAAGUGGUAGUUAACCAUCCAGGACGUCUGGUAAAUCAGUUCACUGUGCCACUUUGCACGCUCUAUGUAUAGACUGGCUAUGUAUUUUUAUAUUUAAGUAAAGAGAAGAAGAGAUUGAAAGUAUAGGAGAAGAGGCGCCGUGGCUACAUCACUAAGCUAAUCGCAAUUCUAGUAUGAACGAAUAGUACGCUUGUGCAAAGCAUUUCAUGACAGUCAAGUACUAACAAUCCAAACUUUUAACAUUUUUAAAAGUUUUAAGCCUUGUUUUUAAUCAUCGGAAAUAAGGUCACUGCAAGCAUAUUUUGCUUUUAAAGGGAUGUUUUUUUAUCGAGGAAAUCACGAAAAUACGUUUUUUGAAACAUGCCUUUCUCGUAUUCGUUGCAAUAGAAACUCGAUCUAAGUGUUACUACUUUAUGCACAACCACGGGAAUGCUUAAUAAAGUAGCAACGAUCUUCGUUACGAACGAUAUGGACAGAUAUACAGUUGGGAUUAUUAUAUUAUUUUUAUUUGAAAAUUUUAAAUUAACGAGUGUAAAAUGAAAUUUUGUGAUAUAAAUAUAAAGGAAAUGGCCAUUACAUUAUAAAUGUACACGAAUAAUGCUUUAUUGUAUCAUACAUGUACGAAUAAGCGUUGUGCCAUCAAAUAUCUUGUAUAGUAAGACAAAACAGCUCAUUAUUAUGAAUCAGCACUAUUUACUUAUAUGCGUUUAUAUUAAAAAUUUUUUAACUGUUCAAGAAUGAAUAAUGCUCAAUAUGGUGCUAAUAAAAAGCUAAUAGCAUUUAACAUAAAAAAAAAAAAAAAAAUUACUUUAUCUACACAUUCCGGAUCGAUAAAUAGUAUCGCGCCAAUGAUUUGUAUCACGAUAUAAUAAUUGCUCUUUUAAAUGAUGCAACACACAACGUUUUUGUAAUUUUUGCAAUUUUCCGAUAUCGAAUUUAAUUUUUUAUGAAGAUUUAGUGAAGACGAGAUGAUAUGAUAUGAUAUGAUAUGAUAUAUGAUAUGAUAUGAUAUGAUAUGAUGCGGUAUGGUGUGGUAUGGUAUGGUAUGGUAUGGUAUGAUGUGGCGUGUGACGUUUAGCGUGCGCGCGUGCGUGUUCCUUUUUAUUGUAUUCAAUUUUGUCGAGUGGGUAUGCCUAAUUUGAUUUUCAUAAGAAACAAAAGGAUGCCACGGCCCUGUUAUACUUGGGUAUUAUUGAUGUGAUUAAACCAUCGUUAUUAAAUCUCGAUAAAAUUAGCUGAAAUCCUUGUAAAUAAUUUAUAUUUUUAAGAAAAUCUGUUGAAACAGAAAACUAGUCAUAUAGGUAUAUUUGAGUGCUAACAAACUAACACCGACCUUGUUAUGUCUUUUGCAUUUGUAACACAAAUAUGUGCUUGGCAAAAACAUAUUGCUGCAAUUUCAUACCUCAUUAAAAUCGAUUUCAGUGACACAUCUCACUUUGCAAAUGACUAACCAUUAGUGGUAAUCUUACCAACAACAUAAAUUUUGACUUUAAAUAUGUAAGUAGAUUAUCGAAAUUAAAAUCAAUGUAUAGCUUUGUAAUUCGAAUUAUAAAAAAUGAAAAAAGUACGAUGACUGAAGCGUGGAUAUUAUGACCGGACUGUACGAUGACAAUGGUGAAAUAAAUACUGUAAUUCCGAA